AUGCAUUUGGGGCAUGGGAUCGGAGCAAUCUUAGUGUCACCAGAAGGAGAUCAUUACCCGCUCACUGCCAGAUUGAACUUCUUCUGUACCAAUAAUAUAGCGGAAUAUGAAGCUUGCAUCAUGGGGCUUCGUGCAGCUAUCGAGAGGAAAAUCAAAAUCUUAAAAGUGCACGGGGACUCAGCAUUAGUCAUCUAUCAAAUCCGUGGAGAUUGGGAAGUGAGGGAUUCGAAAUUAGUCAAAUAUCGCGAUCUCGUUACAGAAUUGGUCAAAGAGUUCUAUGAAGUGACUUUUAACUACUUUCCACGGGAAGAGAACCAAUUGGCUGAUGCUCUGGCCACCUUGGCUUCAAUGUUCAAAACAAACAGAGAAAUUGAGUUAAUGCCUAUCCAAAUGAGUAUAUAUGAGACCCCCGCACACUGUUGUAGUAUUGAGGAUGAAUCAGAUGGACGACCAUGGUUCCAUGAUAUCUUGGAGAAAUUGACGGUUGGAUUUGUUCUUGACGGGGAUAUUCUAUACAAAAGAGGAAAAGAUCAAGUGCUCAUGAGGUGCGUGGACGCUGCUGAAGCCAGAAAGAUACUUGAGGAGGUUCAUGAAGAAAUUUUUGGAACGCAUGCCAGUGGUUUCACUAUGGCCAGGCAGAUUAUGAGACUUGGUUAUUACUGA
Molecule: messenger RNA, 663 nt
Organism: Gossypium raimondii (Peruvian cotton)
Lineage: Eukaryota; Viridiplantae; Streptophyta; Magnoliopsida; Malvales; Malvaceae
Exons: 2
Coding region: 1-663 (220 amino acids)
Molecular function (GO): RNA-DNA hybrid ribonuclease activity; nucleic acid binding
Source: RefSeq, a predicted model, not a curated record